UCGUGAACUUCGUCGUGCUCCAUCCUAAUCUAUAGCAUUAAGAAUAUAUCAGUUAGACAAAGAUAAACGAUGAUAUAAUCUAUUAUAUAUAAAAUGACGAUUUUCAUAGACAUAGAUUAAUAAUAAUAUUAUAAAUCCAUGGUUCGUAAAUUACUCUUUCAGAAGCGCACACAAAUACGUAGUACAUAAUGCUAAAUACACUAUUACGGCCCUCUAAAACCAUUAAACUAAGUUAAACCUUGUUAUUACAUAUUUUAGGGUACAUUUUAAAGCGUCCAGUCAGGCCAGGCUGGUAUUUAAAAUAACACAGGUCAUGUUAUUAGGAUCGGGUUUGUAAAACAAGUCAUUAGUUUACCACAAAAGGUUAACGAGAUUGUAACAAGAUGUAAUUAGUAUAUUAUUCUAUUCGCUUAUUGAAAAGAUCGUUGAUGAAUAGGACUUACACUGAACUUUCAGUUUUUUCUUGAAGUUUUCAGUAUAACAUCGUGAAAGUGAUAUAAAAGUAUGGAGAAUAAAUAGUAUAAACAGUAUUUUUUGUAUUACUAAACGGUUGGUACAAUUCGGGACAACUCGUGUGUGAUCGGUAGUGCUCGGCCGGGUCACAGGGACGGCAUUGAUUGGUGCAGUGAAGGUGUAAGAUGGAAGAUAAUGCUGUCCGGUUUUGUGAAUACAGGACCUCUUUACCAGUGGCUCAAUUCAGUCGCGGUGAUUUCUCCCUGUGGUCGGUGCUGAAGAACUGCGUGGGUAAGGAGCUAUCUAAAAUCACGAUGCCGGUCGUGUUCAAUGAGCCACUGUCCUUCCUUCAACGGAUGCUCGAAUAUCUGGAGUAUGCGCACCUGCUCCGCAUGGCGUCGGAGCAGACCGACCCAGUGGCUAGGAUGGAGUAUAUCGCAGCAUUCGCGGUGAGCGCACUGGCUUCAAAUUGGGAGCGCCUGGGUAAACCAUUCAACCCGUUACUAGGCGAGACGUACGAGCUAGAGCGGCCAGAGUUUAGAGCAGUUUGCGAGCAGGUGUCUCAUCAUCCCCCUGUAUCAGCGUUUCACGCUGACAGCCCUCACUUCGUAUUCCAUGGCUCUGUUCACCCAAAACUAAAGUUUUGCGGCAAGAGUGUUGAAAUACAGCCGAAGGGGCAUGUCACUGUAGAACUACCAAGAUGGGGUGAAGCUUACACCUGGAGCAACGUGAACUGCUGCGUCCACAAUGUUAUCGUUGGGAAGCUGUGGAUCGAGCAGUAUGGGCCGAUGGAGGUGGUCUGCCACGGCGGCGCCGGCCUUAAGGCCAACCUGGCCUUCAAGCCGGCCGGAUUCAACAACCGUGAUUUACAUAGAGUCGACGGGUUCAUUAUUGAUGCUAAUAAAAAGCGUCUAAAAUUCUUGUACGGCAAAUGGACGGAAUACAUAAAGUGCUGCAGCGCUGCUGCGUACGAGCAGUGGGCUAAGGAGCGGGGCGAGGAGGCAGCCGCUCAACAGACACCCUCGCACACACCCAAGAAGGUGCUCGCCAAACUCAACAGCUUCAAAGUGGGCGCUUUACGGUCCAUGUCCAUACAAGAUAACGACGAAUCGGACAAUACGGAUGAAAUCCCCAAGCCAGAUGAGUCAUACAAUAUUAACAUACCAAACUCCGUGACGCUUUGGGAAGCCCGACCGAGACCUACAAACAGCGCUCAGUACUACCAGUUCACUGAGUUCGCGAUGUCCCUGAACGAGUUGGAGCGCGACAUGAAGGGCCAGCUGUGCCCGACGGACAGCCGCCUGCGGCCGGACGUGCGCCUGCUGGAGCAGGGCGACAUCGACGCCGCCGCCGCCGCCAAGACGCGCCUCGAGGAGAAGCAGCGCACCGCCAGGAAGAUGCUCAAGAAGAACGCCGACCCCUGGCAGCCGAGGUGGUUUAGUCAAGGCACAAAUCCUUACACGAAGCAAGAAGACUGGCUUUACAACGGCGGUUACUGGGAUCGUAACUACCAGCACUUAAAGGACGUUGAUAUAUUCUAAAAGUGAUGCGAGAAAUGGUUUUGAAUUCGAACGUGUUCAAAUUUAAUCCGAAUGCGGUAUAUUCGAUGCGCUCUUUAAAUUCACAAUUAUCGAAUAAUGGGUGAAUUGAAGUAACACUAAAAGCAUAAUGUGCUGUAAAAUAUAUCUUGUUUCUAUUACAUAGUUAAUUUAUUAUUUCUUAAGAAAGUUCGCUUAUAAAGCGUCAAACAUUUUUUUUAAUUAUACGGAUUAAAUAGGUACUUUUCAAGUAGGUACUUUCUUUAAUUAAUUUGAUCGUAUCAUAAAUCGAGAUUCAUACGAUUUUGCCCCAAAAAUGAAGAAGAUCCAAAAGGAAAAAUUAUUUCUACUUAGAUGAAAUAUUUUCAAAUAUCGUCUGUAUUAAUUAUAGUAUCCGAAACUUCAUUGAAGUUAUUUUGUUAGCAUGUUUAUGAAUUAAGAAAGCUUAAGUUGAAAUAAAUAAAAAUGCGUAUUCCUCUUCAAUUCAAUCUAUGCACAAAAUUAUUAAGUCC
Messenger RNA from Diatraea saccharalis (sugarcane borer), 2503 nucleotides. Lineage: Eukaryota; Metazoa; Arthropoda; Insecta; Lepidoptera; Crambidae. The record is from the annotation of a GenBank genome assembly.